AUGCGUUCCUUCUGCCAGCUGGCCGUUUUGGCCCUGCCAUUGUUCAGCACUGCCGUUGCGGCUUCACCAAACAAGCGAGACGACCACCCAAAGACCAUCUAUGCGACUGCACAGGAAGCGUUCCAGGACUUGUUGAACGCGCUGCCAGAGGAAUCUCUACAAGCAGCAUUGAGCGGACUGAAGGACUUCAAGAAUGGCGUGUUUGAGUCGCACCACCGCGGUGUCGAACAUGUCCACGAGAACAACCCAGCGCUCGCGACAAAGCUCAUUGUCGACGCUGUCAACGACCUGAAGAAGAGGCAGGCGCCGGGCAAUGGCACGGCUUCCGCCACUGAAGCUUCAACCCCACAACAGACAACCGAGGACGCGCCUUCAUCACAGGCGAGCGAGGCUCCUCCACCAGCAGUCGAGACCACCUUAACGCAGGUUCAGACUCAACAGGGCACCACAGUCACCCAAGUACAGACCCAAACACAGCAGCAGACUCAACAAACACAACAAACACAACAAACACAACAAACCGAACAGCCCCAACAGUCGCAGCAACCCUCGGACGACGCACCCCCCUCCACCGUCACCAACACACAACAACAAACCACCACCCAACAAGCCACCACCACCGUCCGCCAAACCACCACCCAACGCCCCGCCAUCAUCCCCGUCGAAGCCACCAUAACCGAAGACGGCACAACCAUCGUCCGCACCACACGCGUCCUCUCCGAAGUAACCGCCUCCGUCCCCGUAACCCUCGUCCGCACAAACUCCCAAGGCAGCACCGUCACCCAAACCGAGAACCGGCCCGCCGUAAUCCGCACAACCACCGAUUCCGCAGGCCGCACAACGGUUACCACGUCUGCGGCUGACUACGCGCCUACCGCUGGUGAAGUACAAACUGCGACGGAUGAGGCGGGAAGCACGUUUUUGACUACGUAUACGCCUGGCGGUGGGCUCGUUAGCAGCAUCAAGUUGAUUACGACGACGGAUGCUGAGGGGCGGCCGAGCACGAUGACGAGUUAUACGUUUGUGGAUCCGAUUCAGGCGACGCAGGCGAGUGGGGGUGAUGGUGGGGAUUCGACGGAGCAGCCGAGUGUGCAGACGGGUGCGGCGGGUGUGAAUGGCGUGCCGUUUGCUGGAGCUGUGGGCUUGGGCGCUAUGGCUUUUUUCUUUUAG
Messenger RNA from Alternaria triticimaculans, 1170 nucleotides. RefSeq lists its product as uncharacterized. Lineage: Eukaryota; Fungi; Ascomycota; Dothideomycetes; Pleosporales; Pleosporaceae. The transcript has a single exon. The record is from RefSeq and is a predicted model, not a curated record. Bases 1 to 1170 code for a protein of 389 amino acids.